AUGUCGGUCUCUGGCUGCAAGAUGGCGGCAGCAGCGGAGCCGGGCACCGAGGUGUCCGGGGCUCCGCGGGAGCCGGUGCUGGGGGCGCAGCCGGAGCGCGGCGGGAGGGCAGCGCCCCUCUGCCCGCUUGAGAUCGCCAUGCGGCUGGAGAGCGCCCGCCGGGAGCUGAGCAACAGGCGCAAGAUGCUGCUGAGAAACCUGCCCGAGGAGAGCAGCAGCCAGGAAAUCCAUGAACUAUUCAAAGAUUAUGAAUUAAAGUACUGUUAUGUGGACAGAAAUAGAAGAACAGCGUUUGUUACUCUGCAGAAUGGAGAGCAGGCUCAAAAUGCAAUUCGGAUGUUUCACCAGUAUUCUCUUCGUGGAAAAGAAAUAUCAGUGCAGUUCCAACCAACAGAUGCUUUGCUAUGCAUUACCAAUUUGCCCACCUCAUUUUCAUUACAAGAGUUUGAGGAACUAGUGUGUGCAUAUGGCAAUGUUGAGAGAUGUUUUUUGGUCUAUAAUGAAGUUACUGGCCAUUCCAAGGGCUACGGGUUUGUGGAAUACAUGAAAAAGGAUUCUGCUGCAAAGGCUAGAAUGGAACUCCUGGGGAAGCAAUUAGGUGAAAACAUCCUCUUUGCACAGUGGAUGGAUGUUAAUCAGUUGACUACCGAUCUUGUUCAUUCUAAGUGCCUUUGUGUAGAUAAACUCCCCAAUGACUACACUGAUUCAGAGGAACUGAUGCAAAUGUUCUCAUUUAAGUAUAAACCUGUGUUCUGCCAGUUUGCUGAGGAUGAAGGCAGUUAUAUUGGUGGCUUCGCAGUGAUUGAGUAUGAGACUGCAGAGCAGGCUGAGGAAGUGCAAGAAGUCACAGAUGGUAUGACUAUCAGAGGAAAGAGAGUCCAGGUAUCAUACUGUGCUCCUGGCGCACCAGGACGAAGCACAUUAGCUGCAUUUAUAGCAGCACAACGUAUGAUGAGAAACAAUAGAAAGGGAUUGCUUCCAGAACCAAAUCCAGUGCAGAUUAUGAAGAGUUUAAAUAACCCAGCCAUGUUACAAAUGUUACUGCAGCCCCAGUUGUGUAGACGUGCUCGUAAACGUGCAGUUCUUGGAGUAUCUGCUGGUUUACCUCAUCUUAUAAAUACAGCAGCCAGUCCAGGAUUUUUCCAUUUGAAUAAAGUACACCAGAAUUCUGUUCUGGGGAAUACAUCUAAUUUACUGCUACAGAACCUCUCACACCUACAACUGGCACAGAAGCAACUAAUUACAAUUGAGAAUAUUCAAACUAACAAUAAACCUGGCUUGCUUGGAGAGCCUCCACCAAUGUUACUUCAGACGGUAUUGGGAACAAGGCCAAUACCAUCAGUGAGUGCAGAUCCGGGAAACAAUGGAGAAGCGCAUACAUGUGUUUCCCCUGAAGUGUUCUGUGUGCACACCAUGGCUUCUCAGCAGCUAGCCAAUAGAAGCAGAAGGUUAACCAAACAUCUUCCCUAUUCCCGGAUGAUGAAAAAAUUGAGCAGGGAUUAUCCAUUGGGAUCAGAUGGGCAAGUUCUACACAAUCAGUUUCAUAGAAUUGUAGCAUCUAAUGUGACUCCAAAUCAAACAACAGCAGCAACAGGGAUGGGCAUCUUGCCAUUCUUUCCAAAUCAGCCCGUUGUUGGACAAGCUAUGCCAGGGCAAAAUAAUACUCAGGAUAAACAAUCAACUACAGUGGAACUGUCAGAAGGAGCUGGCUCAGGGUCGCAGGCUUAUCUUCAGAGCUUAACAAAUUUUACUGCUGGAGGCUUGCGCACAGAACAUCCCCAACAGCAGAGUCAGCCAAAAAGCACUGAUACAAGUUCAGGGAUUCCCUCAAAAAAACAGACUUCACUCCUGGGGGAACCACCCAAAGAAAUCCGUCUUAGUACCAAUCCCUACUUGAAUUUGGCAAGCGUGUUGCGUGGUGUAUGUCUUUCGGCAGUUGCCAGCAAAGCAACUAGUACACAGCAGCACACUGGACUUUCAAGCAACAUAGUGGAUGCUGCAGUCUCUCAGGGAACUACAUCACAACAUACAAUGGAAAACUACUUUAAUUAUUCUCAACAGUAUGGGGAUUAUACACAGGAGGCUGUGCAGCAGUGGUAUCAGCAUUAUGCGCAGGCAUACAAUGCUACUCAAGCAAGAGUAGGUGAAUUUGAAAAUGAAGCUUCUGAGGAACCUGCUAUAUCUUAUGGAGACUACAAUACUUAUUUGCAGGUUAUGCCUUCAUGUUACACUGGAGCCCAGGGAUCAUACCAGCCAGGCAGCUUUCAGCUUACUCCACAGAAUCCAUUACAUAAGGUGGCACCAGUAAGAAGUGAAAAGCGAAGCUCCUCACACCUCAUUUCUUCCCCAGAAGCUGGCCCAAUUGAAUAUAUUGGUCAGCACACUCAGGGCACAGCAUCAAAUUAUGCAGAAUCCUAUCUUAAAAAAAAGCGUGUUUAUUGAGAUCCAAUCAACCAAUCCUGCCUUAAACCCAACAGGUUAAUAAAUGCAGUGGAGUGCAGGACAGAAAAACAUCUGGCCCGAAAAAACAGCUUCCAGGAAAAUCCUCAUUGUGAUUGAGUUUAUAGGAUGCUAUAAAAAUGGUGGAAAGUA
Molecule: messenger RNA, 2592 nt
Organism: Mauremys reevesii (Reeves's turtle)
Lineage: Eukaryota; Metazoa; Chordata; Testudines; Geoemydidae
Gene: RAVER2
Product: ribonucleoprotein, PTB binding 2
Exons: 16
Coding region: 1-2442 (813 amino acids)
Cellular component (GO): cytosol; ribonucleoprotein complex
Molecular function (GO): mRNA binding
Source: RefSeq, a predicted model, not a curated record